This is a messenger RNA of Peromyscus californicus insignis, 534 nucleotides long. Its product is annotated as complex I assembly factor TMEM126B, mitochondrial-like. Lineage: Eukaryota; Metazoa; Chordata; Mammalia; Rodentia; Cricetidae. Gene Ontology annotation, cellular component: mitochondrion. Gene Ontology annotation, biological process: mitochondrial respiratory chain complex I assembly. The record is from RefSeq and is a predicted model, not a curated record.
AUGGUUCAGCAGGCGAAGUGCGAGACUGAGUCUGAGCUGAGGGGUGCUCAUGUGGCCCUGGGGGAUAGAGAAGUGCUCCAGGACAUCAAGAUGGCAAUAUAUAUGCAUGGUCAGCUGGAUCCUCUAGGAAAUGCAAAGUUCAGAAGGCUAAUGGUCAUCAAAAUCAUAGAAAAAAUGGCUAUGUCAGAAAAGACUGUAAUUAUCCAAGGGACUUUAUCGUUUGGAACGUCCGUUGAGUUCUUUGGGAUACUGGCAAACUUCGUGUUUGGAUGCUGUUUGAAGAUUAAAUAUGAAGCUUUGAAGGUCUAUGCAUCAUUGACUGCACUUCUGCCUUCGUGUCCCAUAGUCAUUUACAAGCUCUUUGUAACAGAUGCUUUGUGUUCAGGUACCACAAGCAGGGAAAGCUGUGUUCUGAGACACUCGCUGGUUGGCUUAGCUGGUGUUCUAUAGAUCAGUGCUUUGGCAUUUUACAAAAAUGGACGUUUGGGAGUCAAGCAUCAUACUGUUCCUCUGCCACCAAAGGAAGAGUUCUAG